Quercus robur (English oak) is the source of this 2798-nucleotide messenger RNA. RefSeq names its product subtilisin-like protease SBT5.3. Bases 228 to 2486 code for a protein of 752 amino acids. NCBI's taxonomy places the organism in Eukaryota, Viridiplantae, Streptophyta, Magnoliopsida, Fagales, Fagaceae. The transcript is spliced from 11 exons. The record is from RefSeq and is a predicted model, not a curated record. Gene Ontology annotation, molecular function: serine-type endopeptidase activity. Gene Ontology annotation, biological process: proteolysis.
CAAAACAGCUGAGUGGCUCUUGACUUCAGCAUAUUUCCAUUAAUAACUGGAAUAUGGAGGAAAAUAAGAGAGAAAUCUUCUAUCGCUUUCAAUGUUCACAUAGUUGGCAAGGACAUAGUAUCUAUUCAGACUUUUUAACUUUCCACAGUCACUACAAUAUUGAACCAAGGUGCCUGUCCUCCUUAAAAGAGAGAGCUAGUUAGCAAAGACAAUACACAAAGAAACUAAUGGGGCUAUCUGUUCUCACUCCUUUACUUCUAUUAGUCAUUUUCUCUUUGUUGCAGAUGCAUACCAUUGCCAACAAAAAGUCUUAUGUAGUGUACCUAGGAGGGCAUUCACACGGACAAGACCCUUCAUUGAUGGAUCUUGAUGGUGUGACAAAUUCUCAUUAUGGUUUGCUAGGGUCUAUCUUGGGGAGCAAUGACAAGGCCAAGGAAGCAAUCUUCUACUCGUAUACUAGACAUAUCAAUGGCUUUGCUGCAAUCCUCAAUGAGGAAGAAGCAGCACUGAUUUCAAAGCACCCAAAUGUUGUAUCAGUUUUCUUAAACAAGGGGAGGAGAUUGCACACAACAAGGUCAUGGGAUUUUCUUGGACUAGAGAGAGAUGGAGUAGUACCUUUGGGCUCAAUUUGGCAGAAGGCAAGGUUUGGUGAAGAUACAAUAAUUGGAAACCUUGACACUGGUGUUUGGCCUGAAUCAAAGAGCUUUAGUGAUGAAGGGAUUGGUCCCAUCCCAUCAAAGUGGCGUGGAAUAUGUCAGCAUGGAAAUAAAGACAGAGUCCAUUGCAAUAGGAAGCUAAUUGGAGCAAGGUACUUUAACAAAGGUUAUGCCUUCUAUGCUGGGACUCUCAACUCCUCCUUUUUCACUGCACGGGACUAUGAUGGCCAUGGCUCUCACACCUUAUCAACAGCUGGUGGUAACUUUGUUCCUGGAGCUAGUGUUUUCAGCCAUGGCAAUGGCACUGCAAAGGGUGGAUCACCAAAAGCCAGAGUGGCAGCUUACAAGGUAUGCUGGCCGCCAAUUUAUGGUUUACAGUGCUUUGAUGCAGACAUCAUAGCUGCCUUUGAUGCUGCAAUAAGUGAUGGCGUUCAUGUGCUUUCGGUCUCUCUGGGUGGGGCACCAGCUGAAUUUUUGGAAGAUGCAAUUUCAAUAGGGGCUUUCCAUGCAGUUAAGCAUGGCAUUCUUGUUGUUGGUGCUGCAGGAAAUUCAGGACCAGAUCUAGGGACUGUAACAAAUGUGACACCAUGGAUGUUAACGGUUGGUGCUAGCACAAUUGAUCGAGAGUUCACAAGUUAUGUUGCUCUGGGUAACAAGAAACACCUCAAGGGAGCAAGCCUUUCUGCUACAGGCCUGCCAUCUCAAAAGUUCUAUCCAUUGAUCAGUGCUGCAGAUGCUAAAGCUGCUAAUGCAUCUGCUACAGAAGCCCUGCAAUGUAUGCCUGGAAUGCUUGAUUCCAGGAAGGUGAAGGGGAAGAUCUUGUUCUGCCUUCGAAUGAAUAAUGAAAGAACUGUAAAGGGCGAGCAGGCUGCUCUAGCAGGUGCUGUUGGGAUGAUUUUGGCUAAUGAUGAGCUAAAUGGAAAUGACGUUCUAGCUGAGACUCAUUUGCUUCCUGCUUCACAUAUCAAUUUCACUGAUGGCAAAUAUGCCAUUGCCUACAUCAACACUACCAAGAACCCUAUGGCUUACAUGACUCACCCAAUAACACAACUGGGAACGAAACCAGCUCCAAUAGUAGCUCAGUUCUCAUCAAGAGGACCCAAUAUGAUUCAGCAAGCAAUCCUCAAGCCUGAUGUCACUGCACCAGGGUUGGACAUAAUUGCAGCUUACACCGAAGCAGAUGGGCCAACUAAUCUAAUAUUUGAUAUGCGCCGGAUACCUUUUAACUCACAAUCUGGCACUUCCAUGUCAUGCCCUCAUGUCUCUGGAAUUGCCGGGCUUCUCAAAACACUCCACCCUGAUUGGAGUCCAACAGCUAUUAAAUCUGCAAUCAUGACCACCGCAAGUACAAAUGAUGACAACAUGGAGCCAAUGCUGGAUGCAUCCUACCUCAAGGCAACACCAUUUGCCUACGGUGCAGGAAAUGUUCAACCAAACCAUGCCAUGGACCCCGGACUCAUUUAUGAUCUAACCAUAUAUGAUUAUUUAAAUUUCCUAUGUGCUCAUCACUACAACAAAAGCCAAAUCAAUUUAUUCUCGGAUAAGCCUUAUGCAUGUCCUAAGUCAUUUAGUCUAGCAGACAUUAACUACCCUUCAAUAGCUGUCCCUAAUCUUUCUGCAGAUUCAGUGAUUAUUACUCGUAUAGUUACAAAUGUAGGUUCUCCAGGUACGUACAGAGUGCGUGUCAAAGCACCUGCUGGAGUCUGGGUCACAAUAAAACCUAGGAGAAUGAAAUUUAAGGUAAUUGGAGAAAAGAAGAAAUUCAAGGUGAUUUUAAAACCUAAGGUUGGGGGUAAGCCUAGAGGGUAUGUUUUUGGAGAAUUGGUAUAGUCAGAUGGCAAGCACCAUGUCAGGAGUCCACUUGUGGUGAGGCACACUGAGAAUUGAUAUUUACAGACAUAAAUGUCUCGUCUUUUUCAUUGGAAAAAAGAUUUGUUUAUGUAAUGCUUUUAAUAUGGCAAAUAAAUGGGUAGUUAUUAAGCAAGUCAUUAGUUUUGUUACCUUCAGCUUUUUAGGCCUAAGUGUAUUUUCCGAUUGCAGCAGAAUGUCAAACCCAGAACAUUAAUCAACUAUUUGUAACCCAGACAAAAAAAUGAAAUAGAAUAAAUAAAGUCAAAAACCAAGAAUAUUCUGGUUUCUUUC